This is a messenger RNA of Vespa crabro (European hornet), 2055 nucleotides long. Its product is annotated as serine/threonine-protein kinase VRK1-like. Gene Ontology annotation, molecular function: ATP binding; protein serine/threonine kinase activity. Bases 186 to 1676 code for a protein of 496 amino acids. Gene Ontology annotation, biological process: signal transduction; peptidyl-serine phosphorylation. The record is from RefSeq and is a predicted model, not a curated record. The transcript is spliced from 8 exons. Lineage: Eukaryota; Metazoa; Arthropoda; Insecta; Hymenoptera; Vespidae. Gene Ontology annotation, cellular component: nucleus; cytoplasm.
AGAAACUUUUAUAAGGAUUAGGAAAAUUUUAUUGAGGUCACCCUGCUUUAUCAGCCUGCAUUUCCGGUGCCCGCGUUUGAAUUUUUUUUAUAUUACUUCAACACGAUCGUUUUGUGAAAUUUAUUGCCGCUGCUUUGUAUUUAGUGUUAAUCCCUUUUUAUACGUUUAAUCAUAUUAACCUAAAAAUGUGUGCAAAAGUAGCUAAAAGAGCACCAAAAAAGAAAGGAAAUUUAUAUAAAAUGCCCGAUCCUAUACCUGCUGGAACUAUAUUGUCAGAUAUAAAAGGAAAAAAAUGGAUUCUCGAUAAGUCAAUAGGUAUAGGUGGUUUUGGAGAAGUCUAUUCCGGCGCACCUUACGAAGAUAAUGUUCCAAAAAACUAUCCUAAUGUGAUAAAAAUAGAACCUCAUGGGAAUGGGCCAUUAUUUGUUGAAAUGCAUUUUUAUAUAAGACAGGCAAAGUUAGAAAACAUUGAAGCUUGGAAAAAAAAAAAGAAGUUGUCAGUAUUCGGUAUGCCUCAUUAUGUUGCCUCUGGAAGUCAUGAAUAUAAUAAAACAAAAUAUCGGUUCUUAGUGAUGGAUCGAUAUGGAACUGAUUUGUGGAAGUUAUUUCAAGAAAAUAACAAACAAUUUCCAGAACAUACAGUAUAUAAACUAGCUUUACAAAUAAUAAAUGUAUUAGAAUACAUUCAUAACAAUGCAUAUGUACAUGCUGACAUAAAAGGGUCAAAUUUAUUAUUGAGUUCAAAGUCUCCGGAUCAAGUUUAUUUAGUAGAUUUUGGUUUAGCAACGCGAUAUACAACAAAAACAGAAUAUAAGCCAGAUCCAAAAAGAGCACAUGAUGGAACUAUCGAGUAUACUAGUAGAGAUGCUCAUAUAGGGAUACCUACAAUGCGUGGUGAUUUUGAAAUCUUAGGAUAUAACAUGAUACACUGGUUGUGUGGCUCUCUUCCAUGGGAUAAGGAUCUAACUAAUCCAACUACUGUACAAAAACAAAAAGAAAAAGCCUUUGAAAAUCUUUCAAACUUUUUGGACCAAUGUUUUCAUGAUUUAACACCAAAACCAGUACUUGAAUAUAUGAAAUUGUUAAAAACUAUAGAAUUCAAUGGAAUACCAAAUUAUGAAAAAUUUAUAGAAAUUUUAACCGAUGGCUUGAAUAAAUUAGGUCACAAGCCAAAUGGAAAAUUAGAAUUUAAUAAUGCAUCUGGUUCUUCAGCUAAGAAAGCUAUCGUUUCUAAAUCUAUUGCACGAAAAGUAAAUAAAAUAGCAGGAAUAAAAAGGCUAAGUCCACGUUCGAAAGCAACGAGUCCUAUUAGAAAUAAUGCCCUUAAUGAUAGUAAUGUAGGUGUUCUAAUCGACAAGAAACGUGCCAGAUUAAAAGAUUUGAAAAAGGUACUGAACAAUAUUGAGUCUUGCGACGAACCUGAUGAAGAAUAUGAUAUUAAAAUUACUAAAAAAAAAAAACUAAAGCAAAGAACACCUAAAAAAGAAGAAACUACGAAAAUUACUAAAACAAAGACAAAGAUCAAUUAUCUUAAUGAUUCCGAGUCUGAUACAGCAACGGAAAUUAUGUCAAAGGGAACUAGAUCAAGGCCAGCAAAAUCUUCGAAUACAAAUCCUAAAUUCAAAACUGCACGUCAGUGUAAUGUAUCAGACGAUGAUAUAUUUAAAAGCGAUUAAAAGAUACUGUGAUCAUUAGUUGUUUUAAAAAGAUAUUGUACAUCAUGAAUAAUAUCCAUCUUUUCUAUAUUAAGUGUACAUAGUUUAUAUGCUCUUUGAAAUCGACAUAAUUUAUAAUACAGAUUUUGUAAAAAUCGUAUUAUUUAUAAACUUUAUAUACUUUCAUUAUUUUUAUACGUAAUGCGAAUAACGAAGGAAAAGAAUAAUUUUGAAGUGCGGCCUGCCGAAAAAGUAAUAUAAAGUAUAUCUACGAUAUAAUAUUACUAUUCCAAGAAUUAAUUAGUUUAGAGUCUUAAAAUUUCUUGAAAUUGAACAAAUUGAACUGUCUGGCGUUAUUUAAUAAUGAUAAAUAAAUAUCAAGCUUUAUUAUUGUUGUAAA